GAAAAACAGUACUUUUCUUUAAAAAAAAAAGCAAGCUCGUUAUUUUAUCUUGUCUUGAGCUUCUUUUUCCCCGUUCAUAUUAUUUACGCUCAUGUAUUUUUUUAAAUAAACAUUUACGGAGCAGUAAAUGCUACCGCUGCUGUCGUUACCAGCAAACACGCUACAAAUGUAAGAAUACAUGUAAUCUUACACCAAAAAUGUAAACGCAGUUGCUUUUACCUGCUGUUCUGUUGAGAAUUCCGGAAAUUGCGGAAAAGUUUGAUCGGAACCUUUAAUGCGAAAACGUUUCCGGACUGCCCUAUUAUUGUGAAGGACCGACGGUACCACUACCAAACAACGGCCCUCAAUGGACUUGUUGGAAAGCAGGUUAGAAUCGUGAUAUUUCAUUGAAAUAACUGCCGCGCAAAGUUGAUACUACUUCCUGUUAGCGUUCGGUGGUGUUUAAUGGCCCUUAACGACUUUUAUUAGUAGUUUAUUGAAUAAGUUUACCUCGAGGUGCUCCGAUGUUGUGCGUGCUAGUCAGUGGUUCUGGAGCUCGGGUCCCUCUGGAGGACGGACGAGCGGUUCUGUUGGGUCGGGGUCCAGACACCGGAGUCACCGACAAGAAGUGCUCCAGACACCAAGUGAAGGUGGUGGCUUGCUUUGCAGACCAGGAUGUGGUUGUCACUCAGCUGGGGCCCAAUCCCAGUUUUCUGGAGGAUGAGAAGCUUGGCCGUGGCCAGUCUGGUAAACUCGGCCAUGGUGGCACCCUCUACCUGGUCAACCAGAAAUACCCGUUUCAAGUUUGCUUCACUUCAAGCUCAGACAGAGCUGCUUCCAGUGCUGCACAUAGAGGGCUGAAAUAUGCAAGCAAAACAAAAGAAGGGAAGAACGGGCGUGAAAAAGAGGCGCCUUGGAGUCCGCCCAAGCGCAGUAUAAAGGAUUUCUUUUCUACCUCUCCCAUGAAGUCGUCAAAAAGGCCGCUAACCUCAGAAAGGGAGCAUCCUGAUGCAAAGCGCCCCAGAGGAGAUGAGGCGUCCUCAGGUGGAUGGAAUAAAGAGGAAGUGGAUGAGGAUGAAGAUGAGAAAUGUGUUGAGGAAAAGCUCAGGCAGCUACAGGAGUUGGCACAGAAGUCUGAGAGCUGUGACAACACCACCCAGCCCGCAUCAUCCUCGUGUUCUCCUUCCUCAGCCUGCGUAAAGAGCGUGUGGCAGCAGAUUGGCAACCUCAUGCUUUAUACUGCAGCUGGCGUCAGAGGAAGUGACAAGGUCGCUGGCUUUGACAUAGACGGCUGCAUCAUCACCACUAAGUCUGGCAAAGUCUUUCCAACUGCACCGGAUGACUGGAAGAUUCUCUACCCUGAGAUUCAACCUCGGCUGGCCAGCUUGAUCAAAAAAGGAUACAAGGUGGUGUUCUUUACCAACCAGAUGGGGAUUGCUCGAGGAAAACUGAGACCAGAGGUCUUCAAAUCAAAAGUGGAAGACAUCCUCGCCACACUGCAGCUGCCUGUGCAGGUGUUUGUAGCAGCUGGCCCUGGAAUCUACAGGAAACCAACAAUGGGAAUGUGGAAUCACUUAUCUGAAAAGGCCAAUGAUUGUGUUCCUGUUGACAAGACACAGAGUUUUUAUGUUGGAGAUGCUGCAGGUCGGCCUGAGAAUUGGGCUCCAGGGAAGAAGAAGAAGGACUUCUCCUGCAGUGACCGACUGUUUGCUCUGAAUAUUGGCUUACAGUUCCACACUCCAGAGGAGUACUUCCUGGGCUGGAAAAGCGCUCCUUACAGCCUACCACAAUUUGACCCUAGAAAGCUUGACUCCGCUGCCCGACUGUAUGAGCCACCGUCUGCCUCUCUCACCUCCACCCAGACAGAAGUCAUCGUGGCUGUGGGUUUCCCGGCAUCGGGCAAAUCCACAUUCUUCCACACCCAUGUUAUCCCCAAGGGUUACAUGUACGUCAACAGGGACACGCUUGGUACAUGGCAGAAUUGUGUGGCCGCAUGUGAGCGUGCUCUGAAAGAGGGCCGCAGCGUCGCCGUAGACAACACCAACCCUGACCCCGAGUCACGCAAACGGUACUUGGAUGUGGCCAAAGCGGCGGGCGUGGCCUGCCGUUGUUUCCACUUCUCAGCCACUCUGGAACAAGCAAAACACAACAAUCGAUUUCGCGAGAUGAUGCCCUCCGACAGCAAACAUAUGAAAGUCAACGACAUGGUUUUCCAAAGCUAUAAAAAACACUUUGUGGCUCCUGCUCUCUCCGAGGGAUUCUCCGAGAUUCUCAGCAUCCACUUUGUACCUAAUUUUAAAGACACCCAGUCGGAAACCUUGUUCAGACAGUUCUCAGAGGGAUGAUGGUCUUAAGAUUUGCUUUUAUCAACAACAAAUAAAGAUUCCGAACAAAUGUCCCAGCAAACGGUCAUGAAGGAAAAAAGUGGGCACAUCAGCUGUAUCAACUUUAAGAGAAAUACAUUUUUGUACAGUAUUAGGCUGUAAGAACUUGACAAUAAAUAGUACAACAUGCCUGUGACGACAUUCUGUAGUUUUCUGCAAAACCUUGUGAUCAUGAAUAAGUAACUGUUACCACAAGUCAAGCAGCGUCCCGUGACAUCUGGCAGAAAAUGUGUUAGUGCCCUGCUUUUCGUGGGGUUUUCAUUCCAGAUAUAGCAGCGAAAAACACAAGUAAUUCAGACAUCCAUGAAACUGCUUGCUCCUCCACCCCCAAACCCUCCUGCCAUUGUUGGUGCACAUCACAAUCCAGUUUUAAGCCCCAUAUGUGCCUCACACACUUGGUUAACACAUUUAAAGUUUAACGUGUACAGAUGCUCACCACUGAUGAAUAAUAAUGUAAGAUGAUCGAUGAACAGAUGCUUUUUUUUUUUAAGAUGUGGAAGUGUCAUAUAGUAUAGGAAAUUAUACUAGAAGUGUCACCUUCACCUUGCAUAACAAUGGUGCAUUCAAGGACCGCCAAAAGAUUUUAUCUGUAUUGUCGCGUACGGCCAACCCUUGGUUUUCAUAUGCCCCACCUUUUGACAAAACAUUCGUACUGUAGCACAUAACAAACUAGUCUGGUUACCCCAGUGGUGUCCGAACUACCGGCCCGCUGCUCGUUUUUUAUUGGCCUGUGGCACAUUGUAGAAAUUAAGUUUUAAAAA
This is a messenger RNA of Dunckerocampus dactyliophorus (ringed pipefish), 3124 nucleotides long. It is a transcript of the gene pnkp, whose product is annotated as polynucleotide kinase 3'-phosphatase. The coding region runs from base 504 to 2324 and encodes 606 amino acids. Gene Ontology annotation, biological process: DNA repair. Gene Ontology annotation, molecular function: polynucleotide 3'-phosphatase activity; protein binding; double-stranded DNA binding. The record is from RefSeq and is a predicted model, not a curated record. Gene Ontology annotation, cellular component: nucleus. Lineage: Eukaryota; Metazoa; Chordata; Actinopteri; Syngnathiformes; Syngnathidae. The transcript is spliced from 17 exons.